ACCCCACCCCCUUCUCUCCCCUAACUCUUCCGUUCAUCCCGUGUAGGCCUGGAAGUGGGUCUUCUUGCGGGGAAAGCAGAGGGAGAGGCGAGGCCGCAGCGUCGGAUUUCUCGAACACACACUCCCGUGUGGCCCGGCAGCAUGGGGGUGACAUGUGUGUCUCAGAUGCCUGUGGCUGAGGGUAAGAGUGUCCAGCAGACCGUGGAGCUCCUGACCAGGAAGUUGGAACUGCUAGGGGCAGAGAAGCAGGGGACAUUCUGCGUGGAUUGUGAGACCUACCACACAGCAGCCUCUACCAUGGGCAGCCAAGGCCAGGCUGGGAAGCUGAUGUAUGUGAUGCACAACUCAGAAUACCCUCUAAGCUGCUUUGCCCUCUUUGAGAAUGGCCCCUGCCUCAUUGCCGACGCAAACUUUGACGUGCUCAUGGUGAAGCUCAAGGGCUUUUUCCAAAAUGCCAAGGCCAACAAGAUUGAGACCCGUGGCACUCGAUACCAGUACUGUGACUUCCUGGUUAAAGUGGGCACUGUCACCAUGGGACCCAGCGCUAGAGGCAUCUCUGUGGAGGUGGAGUAUGGCCCUUGUGUGGUGGCUAGUGACUGCUGGAAUCUGCUUUUGGAGUUCCUGCAGAGUUUCCUGGGCAGCCACAAUCCAGGGGCACCAGCAGUAUUUGGGAAUAGACACGACGGGGUAUACGGUCCUGCUGACACCAUGGCCCAAUAUAUGGAACUCUUCAACAAGAUUCGAAAACAGCAGCAGGUGCCUGUGGCUGGGAUCCGUUAGUGUUUGGGGAGCUGCAGAGUGAUUGGUGUUGCCAGGUGACUCCACAGGAGAUGAAGGUGGUUCACCCCAGCUCUUGAUCCCUGGAACUCAGAACAGAAAGGCCAGGCUUCUUGUCUUCCUCUGAACUUACAACUGUGGCUUCUGUGGGGCUUUGCAUUCCCUCCACCAGCACACACAUGCUCGAGAGCAUGCGUGCACGUGUGCAUACAUACACACACACACACACACACACACACACACAAGAUCCUCUUCCCCCUCACCCAUGUAAAAAUGGUCUUAAGAUGAGCCUUGUUGCUCUUGACCUAUUUUGGGGGUAAAAGAUGGAGAAAUUGGAGCUUUUCCCUCAUCUUUCAGGAAGACAGGCCAGGGGGUAGUAACCUUGCUUUGCAACUGCCAUCAGCUUCGUGACUACUGUGGCCUUGGCCCAAUUUCCCAUUUGGAUGGGCUGUUUUUAUGUUCUGAUCAUUCUAUAAUAAAAGCUUGUUCCUUUGGUCUAAGGAUAUGGCUGGGUUUCUGUCAUGGAGAUGGGUAUGGGAGUCUCAGUAUCCUCACUGUAUUCUUGUUUGUGUUCUUAUGAGUUUUGCUGAAGUGAUUGAUGAAUUGGCUAGCCUGGGGUGUUUGCUGAUUUGCCUUUACUCUCUCCCUCUUGGGGCUUGGAAGUUGUCCCCAGUAGUGUUUGUUCUUGGCAGCUGUUUUGCAGUUUUUCUUUGCAGUCUUGGUGUGCCUAUGAGAUGAUAGGCAGGGACACCUGAGCUGUUUCAUAAAUCACUUCCUUUAUAGCUUCAUUCUAAUGACUGGGAAAUGAAUCUGGCCUCAUUUAUGCUAACAUCAAAACUAAGUAUCUUCUUAAUUUAUCUUGGCUUAAAGUUUAUGUGGAUAAAUAAAGGGAUUUUCCUCAUCUUUCCCCCACCUUUUCACCUUUAGAUAGUCCGAGUACAACCUAUAUUUUUAUUCCCUUCUCUUCUUUCAUCUUCUCAUCUGUAACUAGUCCAUGGGAAACUUGGAAACUACCAGGGUCCCCACUAAUUCCCAGGCCAGAAUUGGAUACAUUAGGGAGUACUGCAGACAGCUUAGCCUGGAAAAGACAAGAUUUAGGGAGAAUGUGAUAAUUAUCUUCAGGGUUUGAAAGGCUAAAAUGUAGAAGACACAUGGAUUAUAUUUGUUUUGCUUGAUUUCAGAAAAUAAAACUAGAAACAAGAGAUAAAAGGAAUUUCAAGAAGACCGAUUUCAGUUUAGGGAAAAAACUUUCUGAUAAUUAGAGGCUAUCUAAAAAUAAAAAAGACUGCAAGAGGAGGCUUGUUCUCUCUCUUGAGGAGGAAAAACUUGAGCAGAAACUCCAGGACCUUUUGUCAGGUAUGCUGUGAAGGCUAUUCUUGCUUAUGUUUGGGCUGGACUAAGCUCGCUCCCCCCUCCCCCCAAGCCCAUGAGCUUGUGAUUCUUUGAAUGUAAAAUACAGAAGAGACCUUAGAAAUAAUUCAGUUCAACUCCCAUUUUUAUAGAAGAGGAAAACAGCCCAUGUUAUCAAAUGAGUGGGGGGAGUUUUUCUGUCUAAUGAGUUUUCUACUGUAUUCUUUUUAGUUUCCUGUGGCAGUCCUUGCUUUGACUAGUUUUUCUUUAGUUUUUAUUUUUUGUUGUUGGUAUAGACCCAUCUAAUGGCAAAUCUGCAGAAAUGGCAAGCUAAGCAUCAGAUGCUUAUUUUAGACUUUUAUUUCUUACCUGUUAAUCCACUACUUAUAAAUAUUGCAUCAACAAUCCUACCAUUAUAUGGUUUGCAGAAAUUAUGUGUCUUUUGGGUCCAUUAGAUCCCAUGCAACCUUCCAGAAUCACUGAAUGUCAAAACAGGAGGGGAGCCUAAAAAUCAUCUAAUUCUGUCUAGUUCCACAUUUUUGUUAUAUGGAUAAGGACCCUGACACACUGGGAUUAAAAUCACACUGAGAACUAAAUACUUACAUGUGAUGGAUGAUGGAAUUUUCUGAUAUUAAAAAUAUGUAUAGGUGAACUUAUUUUAAAUAUUUUAUUUUUAUUAUUAUUAUUUUAAAAAAAUUUUAAAAAAUUAUUUUAAAAAAUUGAAAGUGUUCCUCUGAUUUCUGGGAGCUUACUAGAAUCAGCCCUGGAUUUGGAGUUGGGACCCAAUUAUGAAUCCUUAUUAUUGCCUCUCACUAAUUUUGGAAAAUUGCUUAACCCUUCUUUGAUUUAGUUUCCCUAUCUGUAUGAGGAGGAGGUUGGUCUCUAAGGCACCUUUCAAAUCUGAAUUCUAGGAUUCAUAGCCUUUCCUCUCUUGCCCUGUGAGUUUCUUAGACUUGAGGAUAUUUGUUUAUGCCUGGAAUUCCAUGACUUGACUUCUUGAAAAUGUUAAGUAAUAUUCCCAUGUGGGAAAUUUCUCCUGUGACUGGGGAAGUUGAUAAAGGUCUAGCUCCCAAAGAAGAUCUUUUCUCCAUCAUGUUCCUGUCUGUCUACUUUUCCAAUGACAAGAUCAUCACACACAAGAAGAAAUCUGUUCAUUUCUACCUUGAAUAUGAAACUUGAGGUUGCUUGAGCAUGCUAACUGGGGGAAUAGUUUGUUUUGCUUUGAAGGUUAGAGUAUGAAAAAGAGAAGAGUCAGUGAAAGAAAAAGCCAAAGUGGCAGAUUUGUUGAAUGAAUGAAGAAGGAAGGAAUGAAGCAAGCUGCACUGUGCUAAGCUUUUGGGAUACAAUUAUCUUUUAUUUAUCUAAGGCCUGCUAUAUUCAAGAAGAUACAAAGUUUCUUCCCCUUCCCCCCCCCCCAAAAAAAAAAAAAAAAAAGGAAA
Molecule: messenger RNA, 3566 nt
Organism: Antechinus flavipes (yellow-footed antechinus)
Lineage: Eukaryota; Metazoa; Chordata; Mammalia; Dasyuromorphia; Dasyuridae
Gene: MED20
Product: mediator complex subunit 20
Exons: 4
Coding region: 142-780 (212 amino acids)
Biological process (GO): regulation of transcription by RNA polymerase II
Cellular component (GO): mediator complex
Molecular function (GO): transcription coactivator activity
Source: RefSeq, a predicted model, not a curated record